Messenger RNA from Fopius arisanus, 5996 nucleotides. RefSeq lists its product as uncharacterized. The record is from RefSeq and is a predicted model, not a curated record. Gene Ontology annotation, biological process: regulation of transcription by RNA polymerase II. Gene Ontology annotation, molecular function: DNA-binding transcription factor activity, RNA polymerase II-specific; RNA polymerase II cis-regulatory region sequence-specific DNA binding. The transcript is spliced from 3 exons. Lineage: Eukaryota; Metazoa; Arthropoda; Insecta; Hymenoptera; Braconidae. The coding region runs from base 458 to 3940 and encodes 1160 amino acids.
CCCAGAGAACUCACAAAUGGAGCAUCUUCCCGAGUUGCUUCAACAAUUAAAACCGAAAAAAACGGCAAAAAGGCCCACAAACCCGUAAUUCUGAUUGACCCCACACCCCCAGUGGUGAAAAGUCCCCGGAGUGGCCCCAAGUGCUUAAAAAAAACCGCCAUUUCCCCGUAGAAAAAAAACCCAAGGCCCCCACACCUUAACCCCCCGAGUGUCCAUCAAACAAAAACCGGGAGAGUGCUAAAUCCAGGAGAUGCCAACAAGUAGUUCACCAGUUCACCAGCUGACAAUGUGUGAACCCAAGGCCCUUUCAACUUCCCAUGUCACCCCUACCAGGACCUAAUCCAAAGUCCCUGGAAAAAACCUCCAUUUUUCCCCGAAAAGAGGCUGAAAAAAAAAUUGAUUUUCUACCCUGGAGGGGUGAGGGAUUGACCUGAGGGGGACAGGUGUGUCCCUGAAGAUGAGCAAGGGUCACAAGGACGAGGUUUGCACCUUCGAGACAAGAAGAAUAAAGAAAGAGAGGAAUGAUGCCCACGAGAACGGUAACCGAAUCGUUAUAUCGGGCGUUCAGGAUGCACCUGGUGACACCCACCAGAGGGUGGCUAAUGGAUUUCACGGGUCUGAUAUACUCCACGAUCUGAUCACCACGAAAUUCAGUGGAGGCAAUAAUUCCAAUAAUGGGAAACAGGAGAAAAUUCGAAUGAUCAUUGAAGAAGCCAUUGGAGCUGAGUCCAAGACGAAGGUCCAGGAGGUCUUCCUCAGGGUGGAGCAGCUGAGAAUUGAGGAGAAACUGUUGCUGUACCUGAGGAUGCCCUCGUGUCUCACCAGUGGCUCUGGCACGAUAGAUCCUCUGAGACAGCCCCUCAAUCCUCUUGGGAAUCGGUAUGAGAUACAUCAGACUAUAAUGUGGAUUAAAACCCAUCUCGAAGAGGAUCCUGAUGUCUCGUUACCCAAGCAAGAGGUUUAUGAUGAGUACAAUACGUUCUGCCAGAUAAACUCCAUGAAACCACUGAGUACUGCGGAUUUUGGGAAAGUUAUGAAACAGGUUUAUCCCAGGGUGAGGCCCAGAAGACUCGGGGUCAGGGGACAGUCGAGGUAUUGUUACGCCGGGAUGAGGAAGAGAGUCAAACUAGCUGUACCGGCGUUACCCAGUGUCAAGGAAAUCCAGGAAGUCGAAGAGUUCGAUGAUACAAUAACCGAGGAAAUGCUGGGAGCAGCAUCGACUUUAAUUCGAGAAUGGGCGGAAGGGGUUCUCGGCCUGAAAUUUCCAAAUCUAGCUGCCCUGGCACGACACCUCGUCGAGAACAUCUGCGUUGACACCCAGUCACUGGCAGCUGUCUGUAUUCUAAGUGCCACAGGUGACGCUCUCCCCUCGACACCAAAAGUUCCAGAGACACCGCCGAGCCUAUCCGUAACUCCAGUAGCUGGAAAACCAGCAAAACUUCGUGAGGCCCAGCUCCAACUAGUGAAGAAACUCCAGCAGCGCGAGCAAACUCGUGAUCAAAAACACCAGGGUAAAACGGAAAAAAUUGACCAAGGUACAACAAAGCCACCCCCAAAUAUCCAAAAAUCCAAAAAGCAAAAAUCCCCAAUAUCCCCUUUAAUAUCAACAACUCCGAAAUCCACUCAACCCCCACAGCCUCCAUCUACCUCAAAUCGGUCUAGAAAACUGCCGAGAUCAUCAAAUCAGCAGUCGGUCUCACUACAAUUGAACUGUGAUAAUAAAUCUUCAAUUAACAACGACGAUCAGUCACUGAACGGCGCCUUUCCCCCAGAUUCUGGCCAUCAGAAGCCUCAAAAAAAUUCCCGAAAACGUCCAAGCCUCGACGACAAUCAACUAAACCCAGACACAAGUCCCGAAAAACUCCAGAAAACCGAUAAAUCACCAAAAGCCGACGAAAAAAUUAUUCAGAACUCGAAGAAUCCCAGAGCCCCUGGAAAAAUCUCUGUGGUAGCCCCAAACAUUCUCAAAUCGAAGCUCCAGAAGAUCGACGUUGAUAGCUUGAAGCCCCUCCAGACAUCCAGGAAGACCAACGGAAAAGUCCCCCCUGGAGAGACUCCAGAGGUCCUCAUAAAGGACGAGAUAUCCCUCCUGGAGAGCUCAAAGCUGUGUGCAAUUGAUCCAGGGGCUCUCGACGACUACUUGAACGGUGGCAACAACUCCCAAGAGCAGGAGGAGGAGCUUCUCCAGUAUUUUCAGCAGUCAAGCUCCUCGAGUUCUGACGAUAUUCCAAUUCCAGAGAUACCGAUGCCCUCGCGAUCGGACAAAGUGUCGCAACUGCGACUGAUUCUCCAGCAGAAUCUCAAGAACUCGACAAUUCCAGGUCCCUCAAAUGACCCCAGAGAGGCCCCAGGUCCCCAGAAUCCCCAAAAAAUUCUGGAACAGAGACUGGAAGUCCAGAAAGAGGAGAAAAUGAUCUUGCCCUCGUUGCUGAACCAGACGAACAACUCUCGGAGACGUGUUAGCUUCGAGACAACAGUAAUUGAACAUUCACCAGCUGUGACAUUGCCAACUGUUCCCCAGUCUCCAAAUACCAGACGAAGAAUCUUCAACUUCACACCAAUAUCUCCAGGACCUCAUUCGCCCAUAAACAUCACACCUAAUGGCCGUGCAGCGUCGAAACCAAAUUCAGCAAAUGCUUCGCCAUUUGUAUCACCAAGAAACACUCCAGUGCCUCGCUCCAGGAGUACAAUGGCACCCUGUCGAUCCUCUCGUUCCUCCAGCAAUGGCCCCAUCCCCCAAAAGACAUUCAACAGAUCUGCCAGCUGUUCUGCAAGUUAUUCAUCCAGAAAUGAUGACACAACAUUCGUCGUUCCAACCUCUGGAACAUCUGGAACAUCUGGAUUAUCAGGAAUUUCUGGAAUGUCUGGAAUAUCCGGCAUUUCAGGGAUUUGCUCAAUCCCUGGUAAAUCAUCAGCAGAAGUUCAGGUUGGAGGUGGUAAAACCCUGUGUUCGACGUUUCUUUCGAGUGAUUUAACUCCCCAGAAGCAAUUGAUGAUAAAUUACCCUAGUCAGGAGAAUCUCCAAGAGAUAAAAAAUAUCCACAAGAGGCCAAAACCGGAUGAUCAGGAGAUAAGUGAAUACUUCAAUGGAGUUAAAGGAACUUUUGGUGAUAAUUUCUCAAGAUCGCAGUCAGUACCACUACACAGAAUGGUAAAUCCAACCCUGAUGUCACCUAUAUCGUCGACGUCUACUCCCUAUCAGGGACUCUAUCAAUUUCAAACGUCCAGCUGUUCGUCAGUGGCACAGACUCCAGUUCCAAGUGAAUACAAUGAUUUUGAGCCAAGCUGUUUACUGGAUGAAGUAGGUGCCAAUCUUAUGGGAGAGGAUCAGGGCUUUCUCAUGGAGGACAAGGAGAUAUCCAGCGAGAAUAUAACUAAAAUUCUUAAUUUUUUGGAUGAGGACACUGGGAAAGGUCUCAACAUAAUCGAUAAUGGACCAGACGAGAUCAUUCCAGGAUCAGGAAUCAUUCUUGAGGGCCAGGCAGAAGCACUGGCGCUGCCUCCAGGUAUUCUGGAGCCUGGGCUGGAGCAGAAUCAAGUGGAGGAGAUGCAGAGGGGAAUUCACACGAGGAGUUACACGAAUACACCACUUCCUGGGGCCAGUCAAAGUCUUGUUGAUGUCACUGCUGGAGUUGCUGGUGGGGGUGUUAGUUAUGCUGGGACGUUUGAUGACAGCAGUGGAUCUAGAUCAUUUCCCAGUACACCACAGGUCUAUCAGGAGAGCAAUGAGCCCAUGUUGUCGAGUCCCACUUUGAAUUCGUUGAAUCUUAGGGGCGAGGGUGGUACCAGUGGCAGAGCUGUUAGUGAUCUCUUGGAAUCGAAUUUUCUAGAUGGCGAGGGUCCUGAGGAGGGACUCGAUCCACUCGAGAAUUUUGAGGGGGGGUUCCAGGAUGAUGAGGUGCUGGGACCAUUGUUCAUUGGAGUUGAUGGAAAUCAGUGAAGACAGCCGAUUCAGGUGGAUCAGAGGGGUAAUUGGGGAUUCACUACGAUUCUGUAUUUACACUGAGGAAAUUAUAUUUUUUCCUCCGUCAAGUCUUGUUACAAUAGUUUUCUCUCUCCUUUACUUCGUGGGAUUUAUUCUGAUCUAGGGAAAACUCUUGAAUUCACGAAUUUUUUAGUUUCCCCUAAUUUAUCAUUAUGUUUACGAAAUUAUUGAAUUGAAAAAUGAAAUCUCUUAGUAGUUUCAAUUAUUGUGUAAAUUGUUGAUGGAUUUUUAGGUUCAAAUUAAUUAAAUGAAUGCAUGAGAUGGUACAAUUGAUAUUUUUGGCUGGAGAAUUGCAAAUUUAUUAACGAUUUAUUGUGACAGGACUUGUUAGAGAAAAAUAUUUUUUUAUUAGUGUUUUUCUAUGGAAAAUUGAGGGAGAAGAGAGUUCUCUGUUACUGCUCUAUCCUGGAAUUUUGAAAGGAUUUUUUGAAGGAUGAUCUACGAAAGGCAGGCUGUGAGAAAAAGGGUUUCACUACUACAAAAAUAUGACGGGAAAUGUGAUAGUUUCUCGUUCAUCUGCUGUGCAAAACCACGCCGGGUUUAUUUUUUGUAUUAAAAUGAUAAACAUGACAACACUGCCAAAUUUGUGGGUAGAAUCAAUUGGAUUUUUAAUUGAUUUCGGGGAAGAGGGCAGUACCGACGGAUGUGGUGGAAUUAUUAAACAUAAUUAUGUAUUUUCACUUGGGUUUAUAAGUGAUGAAAAGUAUUUUGGUCCCAAAUCGAUAAAAAUUGAGAUAAUUGAUACAUUGAGAUAAUUCGAUAUUCAAUUGUAUGCGAAAAAUUGAUCGUUUUAUUACCGAAUUUUCACAUGAUUUUUUAGAGAUUUUUGGUUUUCCAGGGAUUUAAAUUAACGAAAAAUGAACAGAAAUAAUUUUUGAUGAUGUGAAUAGACCAGCUUGGGACCUCGAGAUUAUUAAGGAUUAAUUAAUAUUUCUUCUUUUUCAUUAUUUUUAAUAACUAAGCGUGAGACAGGGGCAUUUCGUAAUUAUGAUCACUAGAUUCUCUUUCUUUUGUACAAAUUAAUUUUACAAAGUGUUAAGAUAAGGUGUCAAUGGUAUUUCGAGUAUUUUUGGUUUAUUCAGUGCAAUUGGAAAUUUUGAGUGGAGAAAAACAAAUUUAUAAAAAUUCAACAGUUUUUUUUAAAUGCGAGGGAUUCGUUGGGGAAAAAUAGUUGUGAAAUAAUUGCUAUAUUGUUCGCAAUUGUAUUUUUCAUGUAUUAAAGCUGAUUUUAAUUAUUCAAAUCGAUGAAAAAUGUUUUAAUGAACGUUGUAACGUUAAUUGGGCUCAAAUGAUUGGAGAUAUGAUAAAUGUUGACGUUUGUAAAGUUUUUAAAAAUUGUAUUAUUUCUAUUUACUUUGGUUCCAUCGGUGGAAUGCAGAGUUGAUUUUUUAUUAUUAUUAAUAAACCGACGAGACAUUGACAAUUGAUCAAUUGAUAAGAGAUAUCAAUCGAGUGCGAGAAUUUCUCACAAUUUCAUCUCUUCAUUCCACUUGAUAGCAGAAUUUUAAAAUCAUCACCAGUAAAAUAAAACACAUGAAGAAAUGAUUUACCUACAGUUACACGCACAAACGUACUAGCUAUAUAUAAUUGUAACCAUGUAAUCGGGAUUCGUCGUGAAAUAGUUGAAUUUAUCGUAAACGAGAAAAAAUAAUAUUACAAAGAAAAAUAUAAAGGAAAGUGUGUCCAGUAGCUAGAACUGCAUAUCCCAACCAUAGAUCGAUUUCGACUCAAUUAACAUCCAAAAAUAAUGAACGAUGACUACGAAUUAAUUAAUCGAGCUUAAAACAAAUUUUAAAUCCUUUUAUACGUAUGAAAAAUGUGAAAUUACUCUUAGAUAAAUGAAUUUUUGACAAAUUUUUUCAAUCAAUGGAACAUUCUGUCGAUUAUUUACAUAGAAUUAAACUUUGGAACGAGUAUUUGAUGUCAAUUCGAUCGAUGGUGAUAAAAAAAUUGAAUAAAUUGUGUUGCAUGCAAUAGAAAAAUGAUUAAUCACAGACGUAGGACAAUUUCA